Molecule: messenger RNA, 1716 nt
Organism: Fonsecaea multimorphosa CBS 102226
Lineage: Eukaryota; Fungi; Ascomycota; Eurotiomycetes; Chaetothyriales; Herpotrichiellaceae
Exons: 2
Coding region: 1-1716 (571 amino acids)
Biological process (GO): DNA-templated transcription
Molecular function (GO): zinc ion binding; DNA binding
Source: RefSeq, a predicted model, not a curated record
AUGGCACCACUUCUAUUCGUUCACCAUUGUGUCGCUGCUCCCAGCCCUGUUGACCUAGUCGCAGCGGCGUCGUCGCCAAGGGUCGACGAAUUCUACAAUUCAUCGUACCUGUCGCGACGCGCUGUCCUAGGGGAUGACUUCCCUGGCAUUGACCACUCUCACGGAGCUCGCCAGCCACACGAGCACACUCUGACCGAGAGCGAUAUGAAAGUUCUUGAGCUCUACAACGCCUUCGAACUUCCGUCGAUCCCCGUCCGUCAAGCAUUGUUUGAGAUCUUCUACGAAAGAUGCUGGACUUGGAUGCCUGUUGUUGAUGAUGGGACAGCCUCCGCCGACAAAUCUUCCAGAGUGACCUCUUUGCUGGUCCUGCAAGCGGUUCUGCUAACUGCUGCCUCAACCAAACCCAAGAGUGACAUGACUCUUCCAGCCCAUCCACAAUACCGUCGCAUCAAAGCUAUAAUUGAUACCGGUGCUGAGAGAAACCCGCUCAAUCUACUUGCAGCAUUAUGCUUGAUACAAUUCUAUGCGCCAGCAGCGCCGAAAGACAUCUCCACCGACCAUCCAAGAUUCUGGGGUAACUAUGCGCUCGGUCUCGCUCAGCAGAUGGGCCUCAAUAUGAAGUCAACCAGGCACAACAACCAGGAGAGGCUCAGGCGAAGGAUAUGGUGGACUUUAUACGCAAGGGACAGUAUCAUGUCAUCUGCUCAUGGACGUCCCCGAAUAGUCAACCCCACAGAUUGCGGUAUUGAACCGCCGUCCAUAUACGACUUUCCAGAUCCCAGUGACAUUCGCGCACAGAUAUUUGUUUCUUACGUUGCAAUCACAGACAUCCUGUGUGAUCUAUGCCAAUUGCUGGCUCGGCGGAAUGAUCCAUCACCUGCAGAAAAGAACAAAGUAGGUCUCAGACUGAUGGAAUUCGUUCGAUCGUUGCCGCUCGCGCUCCGACUUAUUCAAGCGGAUGGAACUGCAAAGCCAUACUCUUUCGAUUUGGCUCAGUUACAUAUACACUUACUCACGACGAUCAUUAUCCUUUACCGUCCACGAUCCAUCUUUUUUGUCCCGCCGGCUAGCUCACCGGCUAUUGUGGCAUCAAAUCUCAGCUUCCGCAUUUUUGAAGCAAUGGAGCUGCGGGGCCAUACCUGCUCCCUCAGUUCGGGCUUCGCGUGGCAUUUACUUGUCACCGCUAUUCCUCAGCUCUCCUGCCUUGGAAUCCCAUCGUUGCGGGACGAAUGCAAGGGUAACCUUGACACACUCGAGGCUUGUCUUCGGACACUUGCGUCCACCAGGCCAUCUGCAGCAAACAACUUACGCAACAUACAGGAGAUCCGCAGGGUGCUGGAAUCAAAAGAACCACCCCCACUGCCGCGUCUCGGCCUCAACGCAUCGGCGGAUACUUUGUCCUUUUCCCCUCUUGAUCUGUUCGACCCUUAUGGAGCGGACGUUCCAAAAAUAUAUGACCGCAUUACUGCCGCGCUUGAACCCCCGGGAAGCAGAGCGUUGCGGGGUGGUCAGAUUGCCGAAAACUCAAAUUCUGGAGAUCAAAACGUGUCAGACAUGUUAUAUGCUCACACGCCAUCGUUUACACCAACACCAACCAACCCAGCUGGCGGAAUUGCAUUGGACGACGUUCCGGACUUCGAACUGCUUGGUAGUAAUUUUCCCGAAGACGGCUGGAUGCGAAACUGGGUUAACGACCUGCACUUUUUCAACGAGUGA